Molecule: messenger RNA, 237 nt
Organism: Gaeumannomyces tritici R3-111a-1
Lineage: Eukaryota; Fungi; Ascomycota; Sordariomycetes; Magnaporthales; Magnaporthaceae
Exons: 2
Coding region: 1-237 (78 amino acids)
Source: RefSeq, a predicted model, not a curated record
AUGAGAUCGCCCGGCGCCCACUGGGUUAUAAAAAGUAUAAAUGGCGCCUUCUGUGACACUAGCGCCAACCCCCCAUCGGCCGGUGGCACAGCAGCAGGGCGAGCCACCCCAGCUAAGCCGAGAUGGGCUAUCCGAAUACGCCGACAUCCGCUAGCGGGCGCUGUUGGUUGGCACAGGGCCACCGGUCGGUCCGACAGGCGGAACAUGCCGACCUUCAGAAUCCGACCAUAUGACUAA